Amborella trichopoda is the source of this 7020-nucleotide messenger RNA. Lineage: Eukaryota; Viridiplantae; Streptophyta; Magnoliopsida; Amborellales; Amborellaceae. The record is from RefSeq and is a predicted model, not a curated record.
AGAUGAUAAGCAAACUGAACUGAUGUUGUAAAAGUAUAUAUUUCUGCAAUUUAUGUUCGGUAUUGGUUCAUGAAACGUGUUGAAAGUUUUCGGAGUCGCGUAUUUGCAGUUUGUCAUCCUCCAAAAAUACAAUGGUCUUACACACAUAGAGAGGGAAUGUUAUUCACCUGGUUUUGAGGAUGAGGCAAGGCACUGUGAGACAAGCUGGAGAGCUGUUCUCCUGGUCAUGUUGGUGUUCUUGCUCACUUAAAGGAUGCCAUGUGUAUCUGGUUCUUCUAUUGUGCGUCUUGUUUUCUGUGGUUCUAUCUUUGCCUUGUGCAUCGAAUAACCAUUUAAUUUCUCAUGCAAAAGGUAUGAAGUCGGUCUUGGAUGAUAAUGCAUGUGUCUUUUGCAGCGGAAGUGAUGAAAGUCUUCUGGAUUUACUUGUGGGUGAUGUGAGAUCAACUUAUGCUCAAGAAAAUUUAAGGGUGACUCCCAUCCAUGGUAGUUCUUGUACCGAAUCUGACUUCAUGUGCUUUCCAUCAAUGCUGCAUGAUUUUGUGGCUGAGAAAAAACCCUGCAGAGCAGCUUCUCCAGAAGUGGUGUCCAAGGAAUUAGAUGGCACACUCUGUCAUCAUAUUGGGGACGUUAACUCUACUAGGUCUAUGGAGAAUAUGUUAUUUAAAUUAUUGAAUGGAAUGGUUGUUUCCUGUUUUUUAUACUCUGAUAGGGAUUUUGGUAGAAAUUCGCCCUUCCAGGUUGAUAAUGUCGAUCUUGCUGGGUUCCCACAUGGAUAUUCAGACCCUAAUGUUGCACUGAAAAAAUCAAGCACUCUUAAUCUAGAUUCAUAUGGAAUUAAGGGGGGUUCUUCAUCACCACAUGUGGUAAUUAGCCCACCUUCCUUAGACUGGGGGUGUAAAUAUUUAUUUUCCCCAUCUGUAGAAUUUCUAAAUGUCACAAACACAUGCAAUGAUAGUAUUUUGCAUAUUUAUAGACCAUUCAGCUCCGAUCUGCAGUUUUAUGCAUACAAUUUUGAUGAUACGUUGGUGGCACCUGGUGACACAGUUUCAAUUUCUGUUGUCUUCUUUCCAAAAUUUUUGGGCUCGUCAUCUGCUCACCUUGUAUUGGAAACUAGUUCUGGGGGAUUCAUAGUUCAUGUCAGAGGCGAAGGAGUAGAGUCCCCCUACGGUAUACAGCCUUUAGUAUGGCAUGAUGUGAUAUCAGAUGGCAGUUUGCUUAAGAAUAUAACCAUCUACAACCCUUCUGAUGACAUUCUUCGUGUUGAGGAAAUAACUGCAUCGAUUUCAGUUUCAUCUUCUGACAAUGGAGAAGAUUCUGUACAUGCAGUUUGCAGAAGAGAUUUACGUCAUGAGUUGGACGACCAACUUCAUCCAGUCCCAAAUUCUAAGGAGCGCUUGAACUUCAAGACUGGUCAACUGGGAUUGCCAUCACUUGGUUUAAGGCCAUAUAAACAGUGGGAAGUUGAUCCUCACAGCAGUGAAACUAUCAUGGAGAUUGAUAUUUUUUCCCAUAUGGAAGGAAAAAUUUCCGGGUUCUUUUGCAUUAGACUCUGGAAUGCUUUCGAAAAUAGCAUCGAUACUGUAAUGGUUCCUCUUGAAGCAGAAAUUUUUGGCAUAGAAGCAUAUGGUGCAUCUGAGGUUUUCUUUUCCAUAUUUCUAGAAUCUCUUACCUCCUGUGAUGGUAAGGAAUUUUUUGUUAUUGCCCUUUCUCUGAGGGACGGGGCUUCAAAUUUACUUAGGUUGUGUGAAAUUAUUGAAGUAACAGAAGGCACGAAGGUGUUCCAUGUCCAAUACGUGCACGGAUUAAUACUUCUUCCAGGGACCACCACGCGUAUGGCCGUUGUGACCCUCAACCCUGUUCCUUCUCAAGAUCCUGAACCCAGACCUCCAACUCUUUCACCAGAUUGUAAGCUCGUUAUAGUGACAAAUGAUUCUGUUAACCCAAGAAUCGAGAUUCCUUGCCCAGAUUUUUUCCAGAUUCAUCAGGAACAUCACCGUGGUCCAGUUUUUUAUAACUCAUAUCAAGUGAUGGAUGUCCAAAGUAAAAAAGCGGAAUCUGGCACUCUAAGACUUGGCCUUUCGAGAAGCGUAAGCAAAUCAUAUGCGUCAAAGGCAGAGGUUGCAGAAGCAGACGAGUUGAUACUAAGAAACUGGAGGUCGCAAAGCACCUCAAGGAACAUUUCUGUGCUGGACAGUCUUGAGUUGCCAUUCCCCAUAGUCCCAGUUGGCAAAAAGUGCUCCAAAUGGAUCAAUGUAAGAAACCCAAGCAAAAAACCUGUUGUGAUGCAGCUCAUUCUUAACUCAGCAGUGAUUGUUGAUCAAUGCAAAGGGGGCAGUGAUGAGCCCAUUAACAUCUGGGCUCAGACAAGUAUCAAUACAUUCUCAAUGGAGGAAAAUGCAAUCACUGAAGCAUAUGUCCAUCCUAAUAGCACAGCUUCAUUUGGGCCAAUAUUCUUUCAUCCAACAGAUCGUUGUCUUUGGAGAAGCUCAGCUUUAAUCAGGAACAAUCUGUCUGGUGUAGAAUGGUUAUCUUUGUGGGGCUUUGGAGGGCUAGUUUCUUUGAUUUUGCUUGAGGAAUCAGAGCCUGUUGAGAGCCUAGACUUCAAGAUGAACAUGCCACAAACCCUUAAUGUCACUCCUCAAGAGUUGUUGGUCCACAUGGAGGGCACAAGGGCUGCAUGCAUUCACCCAAUUUCGAAAGAGCUCUAUGCAAAGAAUGCUGGUGAUUUGCCCCUUGAAGUCGAGAGAAUUGAAGUCUCAGGCACCACAUGUGGUUCAGAUGGGUUCACCGUACAUGGUUGCAGUGGGUUUUCUCUUAAUCCAGGGGAAUCAACUAGGCUCCUUAUUUCUUAUCAGACAGAUUUCUCAGCUCCAGUGGUUCACAGGAACUUGGAACUGUCACUGUCUUCGAUGGGUAUUCUUGUAUUCCCCAUGGAAGCAAGCCUUCCUGCUUACAUGCUGAGCCUGUGCAAGAAAUCCUUCUUUUGGAUGAUGGUGAGGAAGGCAUCAGUAGUGGUCUUGGCUGCUGCUUCAAUAACCUUCCUCGUGUUUUCCCGCUUCUUCCUCCCUCAAAUGACUGCCUCCAACACGCAUACCCAUUUGCCCAAAAGCAAUAAGAGCUCGAUCGCUACUUCAACCAGAAGUCUUAAAAUACGCUCACAACAUCAGAACCACAUUAGUCCCAGGUCUGUGUCAAAACAUGGGUAUUUGGAUGCAUUAGGCCAUUCUUUGCGUCACCCAAGCGACGUUGCGGAAACAGUAACAGCUGCUUCUCAGCAUACAAAUUGGGGGCCUAGUAACCAGAACAGAGUCUCAGCUUGCUUGGAUGAGAGAGAGGGUUCCCCAUUGUCAUUGAAAGGUAGGGAUACAAUGGAGGAGUCAGCCUCAGCCCCAUGCCAAACCCAUCAACAAAACAGCACCAGCAACCUCACUGUCAGAGUUGAGAAACUGAAAGGAAAGAGAAGGACGAGAAGGGGCAUUGGAGCCAAGCGUGAUAUCUCUAGCAGCCAGAGUGGGAAUUCUACCCCAUCUUCCCCCGUCUCUCCUCUCACACCCUUAGUAACUUCUCGACCGAACAGCCCACUUGUAAAGGGGUUCCCCACACGCACUUCUACUUCCAUAUCAUCUGAGGCUUCUCCAGCAGUGGUAGACAUUUGUUCUAAGCCAGAAACUCAUAAUUUUGUGAAUAGAAGUUACGAUGACAGUUAUCCGAGCACAUCAUCAUCAUCAUUGGAGCAGUUGAAAGAGAAGAGCUUUGUGCACAGGCCAAGAAGUGGUGGAUCCAGGCCUGUCUUGAUGCCUUCUGCUACAUUUCCUUCAAUGGGUUGGCGUGAGUCAAGCUUGCCAGUACGGGCUUCAUCAUCAAUCUCUGCAAUUGCACCGCCACCGUAUCCUCGUGCACCAGGGUCCAGGAUUGGGGCACCAAAUAUAGUGGAGGAGGGCCACCCUGAUAACUUCACCUAUGACAUUUGGGGUAACCAUUUCUCGGAGCUCCGGCUAAUGGAUCAAGGAAGGGCAUGUUUUCCUGGCGUGCUGGGUGAUUCUCAGAGUUUCUUUGCGAGGACACCACAUGCUCAGGUCGAAAAGGGUCCUCUGGCACGUGCUGGUUCUCCAGCUCCUCCCAAAUAGGUCAUGUAUGCUGUAACUUUUUUCAUUAGCAAUUAAUGAUCAUUUUCUUUUUCCUCAUAUGAGGUUUUUGGAGCUCUAGCUAUGGUUCUCUCAUUCUCUCUCUUCUGCUUGUGUGGUUAAGUCAAGCUCAAAUAGGUCCAACUUACUUCCGGGUCAUGGGACUCUCUCUCUCUCUCUCACUCAUUCAUUAGAUUCGGUAUCACUGCUCUUACUCUCUUUCUUUUACAUAUGAGAGAAUGAGGAAAACACAUUUUAGUCGUACACAUGGAUUUGCUAGUCCACAACCUUGCUUUUGAAAUUAGUUAAACAUAUUUUUAACUCCACUUACCUGAAGUUCUUGCCCAUUGCUGCCACUCACUUUUGUACAAGGUGGCUUCAUUUGUAAAUGCCAUUGCAAUGAGAUCCAUUGGCUGGGUUGGUUUUGCUUUUAAUGAUAACACAUUCCCCUGAUGUGCACUUUUGACUCUCUUCGUUACUGGGUGGCCCUCAUGACCCUUUUGAUGGCUGCUGUGGGUUACAGGAAGUGAAUCCAGUAAGGGCAACCGGCAGGGGUGGUUGAAGCCAUGAGAACAAGAAACCAGAUGGAAUCCCCCUUGGGAACGAUGCCCACCCUUCGCCACAAACCCAGUGGACACAGCAUAGUCUGUCGAUUGCUGUUUUUACCUCAUGGGAUAAAGGUUUAUGCAGUAAGAGGAAAGGUUGGAUAUGAGUCUGACCCUAUGUUCUUCGAGGCACCAAUGCAAAAUGGUUAGAGGGAUCAAGGAUGGCUAGAUUUUCAUCAAGGUUGGCAGGGAGAUGGUUAAUGAGGGGCAAGGCUGUUAAAGGCUACAGUAGUGGAUUUUUUUGCCCUCUCGAGGACAUUACAUACCUACAUUAAGCCAAUGGAGGAUGGAAUCCCAGUCAUUUGCCAGAAGCUCGCUCUUAAUGGGCUAUUGUGUUUAUUUUUUCCUAAAAACGUUCUGGGGCUAGAGGCUGAGGUUGGUAAGCAUAGUUUACUGAAGUUUCAAGGGCUCCCUACGCAUUGUACCUAUGUUGCGACCCAGGAUGCUCCAAAGCCUACCCAGCCCUAACAGUUUAUGGGUCACAGCUAUUUUUACAUGCCUGGAAUUAUGGUGUUUCCUGUGGAGUUGUGAACUAAGAUAUGCUCAAGAAAGUAGAUUGGAAGAUGAUGACUGGUUUGUUUCUGGGCUUCCGAGAAUCAAAAUAGAGAGUAGCGGGCCCUCACCCAUCCUUCCCCAAAUCUGGCUGGUGCUAGAAGAAGCUAAUUUCAAGGGACAAGCUAGAGCAGUGGAAUUCAGAAAACUAUGGUCAAGCGGGGCAGGGGUGGUGGGGCAAUAGAGCCACGACCAACAUUAAAGACAGCUACUGGUAAAAUGGGAAGGAGAGGUUGAGAUCACUAUGAGUGGAAAAAUCCAAGGGGAAUGUAUUACUGUAAAAAAGAAAGGAUAGGAAGGUGGGGCAUGAAGGAGGGAUAAGAGAGUUAGCAAACCAAUAUCAAGGAGACCGAUCCAACUGGGUGCUCUUGUGACAGUAGGUACAAGAAUGAAGCUACAAGAGUUCCGGUACUGAAAAGUUCUGGCUCUCUAGACACAAAUCUUGGCAAAAUUAGUUUUGAGAGGGUACCUGAGGAUUUAAAUUCGAGUUACAUCAAGGAGCAGGAGACAGCUGUGUUAAUUGCAUGGCUGUGAACGUGCCCCUAAGAGCUCAACAGGUGGCCCUCCUCAAAACCUAAAGGGCACCGGAGGCAUUAAGACAGCAGAUGGCUAGAAUUUUAUCCAACAUCAUCUGAGGAUUCAACAGAUGAUGUUGCAUCAUUGCAAGCGGUGCCCAUAAGGCAACCUUCUGGAAUGACAUAAUGGCUCAAAGGUUCUUUGAUUGCCGCUAUAAAACCCCCUCCUCCCUUCGCAUAUUAGCUGAGUUGAGAUCAACUAUUGUGUUUGGUGGAUUUUGCAGUCAACUACUAUUACCUCGACACUUGGCCUAUGGCCUCGUAUCGUGUGUCGACACGUGGCAAUGAGUGACUUAUUAUAAUCAUCAUCACUAGAGCUUUUUCUCAACUAUUGAGGUCGGCUAUAUGAAUCCUGGUCUGCCAUUCUACACUAUCAAUGGCCAUAUCCUUAGCGAGAGGGUAUGGGUGCAGGAUGAGAGAGAGUGGGCAGAGAGAAGAGUCCCCACAUGGAUCGCUGGGUUUACUGUAGUUGCAAUCAUUUCCUUUACCGCAAUUCGGUAGUUCCAUUCAUGCUCAAGAGAAGACCACAUUGCUCCGGUGCAGCUGCCUUCACCUUGACUAUCAACGCCUGAAGGACGAAGCCACCCAGCAAAUUAUGAUCUCUCUGCUUCUCCACCUUGGCCUCAUUCCUGAAUAGCCUACCGUGAUCACCAAGGAUGAAGGAAGACAUUGCAUUUCGAUACAUGGAGGAAGAUAGAUGGGAGGAUGGGGCCUGUUUGACAAUCGAAAACUUGAGAUUUCGGAGAAGGAAAGACAAUGGCGGGGUAGCUCCAGGCCGGAGCCCACCCUUGUUUUGAAGGCCAUAUGGAUGUUAUGCGAUGCCAGCUGGGCAUGGAUGAGCCUUUAUGGGAUAUUCGGAUGUUAGAAUACGUAGAACCAAGUUUGGCGUGCCAAGGUAGUGAAGCAUAAAAUGUGGUUUGGCCCAUUUAUUUUUGGGUUCAUAACCAGUUUUUGGAAAUGGCACACAAUGGAAAUUUUUUAUUCCCAAAAUCCGUAGAUUUACUUGUUUCACCUUUUUAUUCUUCAUCUUAAACUAUUCAAAUUUUGAUCCCUAAUACCCCGUAGAUUGUUUGAACCAUAUAAGAACAAUUAUCAAUUUUAGCUUGAAUAGUGUGUAGGGGAUGCCUUCUUUGAUCUAUUUGACACGGGCAAUCUCUUUUCCGU